Molecule: messenger RNA, 2148 nt
Organism: Marmota flaviventris (yellow-bellied marmot)
Lineage: Eukaryota; Metazoa; Chordata; Mammalia; Rodentia; Sciuridae
Source: RefSeq, a predicted model, not a curated record
GGGAAGGGAAGAAAGGAAGAGGUGGUGCGGACACCCAGGGAGAACCCGCUGCCUCGGGCGGUCGCGAGCCUUUUCUUCAUUUUGCCUGCCUUCUAAGGACCGCUGGAGCUUGUUGGAUCUAGGGGCGCAAUCCUUGAACGGCCGGGUGCCCAGCUCCCCAAACCGGACCUAGGGGUUGGAAGCGCCCGCUCCGCGUGCCGCCGGAGUGGGCGGUGAGCGCGGGCCCGCGGGGAAAUCUGCUCCGUCCGCGGCAGCCGCUGCUGCCCCUUUGAUGUUUUGGUACGCCGUGCGCAUGCGCCUCACAUUAGAAUUACUGCACUGGGCAGACUAAGUUGGAUCUCCUCUCUUCACUGAAACCCUCAAUCCCAUCAAAAACUAAAGGGAUGUGGAGAGUCCGGAAAAGGGGCUACUUUGGGAUUUGGUCAUUCCCCUUAAUAAUCGCCGCUGUCUGUGCGCAGAGUGUCAAUGACCCUAGUAAUAUGUCGCUGGUUAAAGAGACGGUGGAUAGACUGCUGAAAGGCUAUGACAUUCGUCUGAGACCAGAUUUUGGAGGUCCCCCUGUGGCUGUGGGAAUGAACAUUGACAUUGCCAGCAUUGACAUGGUUUCUGAAGUCAAUAUGGAUUAUACCUUGACAAUGUACUUUCAGCAAGCCUGGAGAGAUAAGAGGCUGUCCUAUAAUGUAAUACCUUUAAACUUGACUUUGGACAACAGAGUGGCAGAUCAGCUCUGGGUGCCUGAUACCUACUUCCUGAACGAUAAGAAGUCAUUUGUUCAUGGAGUGACUGUCAAAAACCGCAUGAUCCGCCUGCAUCCAGAUGGCACAGUCCUUUAUGGCCUCAGAAUCACAACCACAGCUGCCUGCAUGAUGGACCUGCGGCGGUACCCACUGGACGAACAAAACUGCACCUUGGAAAUUGAAAGCUAUGGAUAUACCACUGAUGACAUUGAGUUUUACUGGCGUGGGGAUGACAAUGCCGUGACAGGAGUAACCAAGAUUGAGCUCCCGCAGUUCUCCAUCGUAGACUACAAACUUAUCACCAAGAAGGUUGUUUUCUCCACAGGGUCCUAUCCCAGAUUGUCCCUCAGCUUUAAGCUUAAGAGAAAUAUUGGCUACUUCAUCCUGCAAACAUACAUGCCUUCCAUCUUGAUUACGAUCCUCUCCUGGGUCUCUUUCUGGAUUAAUUAUGAUGCUUCAGCUGCCAGAGUGGCUUUAGGAAUUACAACUGUACUAACAAUGACCACAAUCAACACUCACCUCCGGGAAACUCUCCCCAAAAUCCCUUAUGUGAAGGCCAUUGACAUGUACCUAAUGGGGUGCUUUGUCUUCGUUUUCAUGGCCCUUCUGGAAUAUGCUUUGGUCAACUACAUUUUCUUUGGGAGAGGACCCCAACGCCAAAAGAAAGCAGCAGAGAAGGCUGCUAGUGCCAACAAUGAGAAGAUGCGCCUGGAUGUCAACAAGAUGGACCCCCACGAAAACAUCUUACUGAGCACACUUGAAAUCAAAAACGAAAUGGCCACAUCGGAGGCUGUGAUGGGACUUGGAGACCCCAGGAGCACCAUGAUGGCCUACGAUGCCUCCAACAUCCAGUAUCGGAAAGCCGGGUUGCCCAGGCACAGUUUUGGUCGAAAUGCUCUGGAACGACACGUGGCGCAAAAGAAAAGUCGCCUGCGGAGACGCGCCUCACAGCUGAAGAUCACCAUCCCCGACUUGACUGACGUGAAUGCCAUAGAUAGGUGGUCCCGCAUAUUCUUCCCAGUGGUUUUUUCCUUCUUCAACAUCGUCUAUUGGCUUUAUUAUGUGAACUAAAACGUGGCCUCCCAUGGGAAUCAAGGACUCGAUUCCUCCUCAGAACAGUUGUACAGCCUGACGUAGGACUUGGAAAACACAUCAAUCCAGGACAAAAGUGAUGCUAAAAUACCUUAGUUGCUGGCCUAUCCUGUGGUCCAUUUCAUACCGUUUGGGUUGCUUCUUCUAAGUAAUGAAUACACUAAGGUCCUUGUGGUUUUCCAGUUAAAAUGCAAGGGAUGUGAGCCCAUGAUGACAGGAUUGAGCUUGAGUAUUCCGUUUUCAUCUGCAUAGUAGGCAGCUACUCAGAGGGGAAACAUUUAGAAGAUAUUCUGGAAAGGCUCAAUAGCAUUGUCAGUCA